Papilio polytes (common Mormon) is the source of this 1913-nucleotide messenger RNA. Its product is annotated as fatty acyl-CoA reductase 1. Gene Ontology annotation, cellular component: peroxisome. Bases 133 to 1620 code for a protein of 495 amino acids. Gene Ontology annotation, molecular function: alcohol-forming very long-chain fatty acyl-CoA reductase (NADP+) activity. The transcript has 13 exons. NCBI's taxonomy places the organism in Eukaryota, Metazoa, Arthropoda, Insecta, Lepidoptera, Papilionidae. The record is from RefSeq and is a predicted model, not a curated record. Gene Ontology annotation, biological process: long-chain fatty-acyl-CoA metabolic process.
AUGUCAUAGUUACCGGUUGGAAGAACCGAUUGUCAUGUGAUUUUUUUUUCGAACUUUGUGUCGUGUUUAUUUCGAAUAGUUUUGUGUGUGAAUUAUUGUGUGAUAGCUUUUAACGAGUAAAAAACCAUCACGAUGGCGCCAUCUGUUGGCGUAUCUGAAUUCUUCGCGGGCAAAAAGAUUUUCAUCACCGGAGCCACGGGAUUUAUGGGAAAGGUUCUGAUAGAAAAACUCUUACGGUGUUGUCCAGAAAUUGAAAAGAUAUAUUUGUUGAUGCGACCCAAGAAAGGACAAGGCACUAAAGAGCGUCUUGAAAGUUUUAUUAAUUACAGAAUAUUCGACAAAUUGCAAGACAUGUCGCCGAAAGUGUUGGACAAACUGCAAGUGGUGCCAGGUGACAUUUUACAGGAUGAAUUGGGCAUGUCCAUAGCGGACUGGGACGAGCUGCAGAGAGAAUGUCAGAUUAUAUUCCAUUGCGCCGCUUGUGUGAGAUUCGACAUGUUCAUACGUGACGCGGUCGCAAUGAAUACUGAGGGCACAAUGAAAGUAUUGAAAUUAGCAGCAGGAAUGAAGAAGCUGGAGGUGUUCCUCCACGUGUCGACGUCAUACUGCCGCUGCGAGCUGCCCGUGCUGGAGGAGCGGCUGUAUCCUGCCCCCCACCGACCGCAAGACGUCAUAAAGUGCGUGGAAUGGAUGGAUGACGACCUACUCAGACACCUGACUCCCAAAUUAAUCGAACCACAACCAAACACUUACGCGUACACGAAAUCUUUGACUGAAGACCUGGUGUCCCAACACGUAGGAAAAUUUCCCAUCGCUAUUGCUCGGCCCUCUAUUGUAUCUGCCGCACACAAAGAGCCUUUGCCGGGAUGGGUGGACAACAUGAAUGGGCCUACAGGUCUACUGGUCGGUGCGGGUAAAGGUGUAAUACGCACAAUGCAUCUCAAUGAUACAUAUCUUGCGGACAUCGUCCCUGUGGAUAUCGCCGUCAAUGGAUGUAUACUGCUAGCGUAUGUCACUGCCAUAGAAAAACCAAAGGAAAUCAUAGUAUGCAAUGUCACACAGUCAGGAAUUAACCCCCUUACUUGGGGCCGCGCGCUCGACAUGGGUCGAGUACACGUGCAGGAGUUCCCAUUCUCGGUGUGCCUGUGGUACCCGGGCGGUUCGCCGAAGAGUUCCCGCAUACAGCACCUCAUAGCUCUCUUCUUUACCCACUUCCUACCAGCAUACUUCGUUGACCUGCUAAUGUUCCUCAUGGGGAAGAAAACUUUUAUGGUGAAAAUACAGAAGCGUGUCAACUACGGUCUGGAAGUGCUCCAGUAUUACACAACAAAGGAGUGGUUCUUCACGAACGAUUACUUCGUGUCGUUACGAGAGAAGAUAUCAAAACAAGACAAUGAAACCUUUUAUACAGAUAUGAAUCUGGUGAACUGGAGUAAAUACAUCAGGAAUUAUAUAAAAGGGGCUCGUGAGUACUGCUGCAAAGAAGACCCAGCUACAUUGCCACAAGCGAGGAGGUUACAAAAACAGCUUUACUUUUUGGACAAAGCGGUGCAGUUCGUCCUGUAUUCCCUCCUCGCUUACUUCAUAUAUUACUAUUUUAUACGAAAGAUUUUUAGUUAGAUUUAUUCUAUUAAUGUAAUUAUGUAUACUUCGCCAUUUUAUAGGGCAGGUACCGCUAUGACAAGUCGAUUACUCAUUCGAAUCGAUGACAUUACAUUUUUAAUAUAUGCACCGAAAUGAAAUGUAAAUCCAUACUUGAAUAAAUUAAUAAAAAUAUAUGUAUUAUACCUAUAAUAAAAUAAAAUUACUUUCCACAACAAAUGUUUUACGUCAACACCAACUGUUUCAUAUAAAAAUAAUUUUAGUGAUAUUUGUAUUUAUAACUUUAAGUGCCCGUCCUAUCACUGGCUGAU